AUGCGAGCGCGUGAGCCUCUUUUCUUGACCCGUGAGGAGAUCUUGCGCGGACGAACGCAGAUCCCAAAGUGCCUUGCUGGUCAGCCGCUGUCGAGAGAGCAAGGGGGCAAGGCGAAGGCAGAACUUGACGUCACACGGUACAUCUUCGACGAAGAGUGGUUUGCUGGAAACCUGGACGUUGAGAAAGACAAGGGCGACAACAGGACGAAAUGUUUGUGUGGAGAAAAGAUCAAAAGACAGCAGAGCCGCUACACACUGCGCUCCGAGGAUAUGAAAAUGGAUGCCUAUCCCCCUUACCUCAAGGUAAGUGGGGCCGAGACCAUACUGGUGAAAGGCAGCACAUCUCAGUUCAUCAUGCAGCUGCAUGAGGGAGCUCUCUCUGCCGACAACAUUGCACAUAUGUUGGCCACACAAUUCCAGACGGAAAACUACUCUCCUGCCGAGGUAGAAUCCAUUAUCCAGCGUUGCACCAGGCUGGGUCUCAACUCGAGAUCACCGUCUGCUGCGCAAAGCUGGGAGAACGAACCGAUUGAAGGCUGGUGGUAUAAGGAGGACGGUUACUGCGAAGUACUGAGAAGGCAACGCCCCGUGGGACAGGAUAUCUGCGGUUAUGACUGCGAAGAUGGCUGGUGGAGGGACAGGCAGUCGGAGGAGCAUCGAGACUGGGAGAGAUGGGGUUGUCGUGAAAUUGGCCAAGAGCGUUGGAGAGGAGAGUAG
Molecule: messenger RNA, 717 nt
Organism: Cladophialophora psammophila CBS 110553
Lineage: Eukaryota; Fungi; Ascomycota; Eurotiomycetes; Chaetothyriales; Herpotrichiellaceae
Exons: 1
Coding region: 1-717 (238 amino acids)
Source: RefSeq, a predicted model, not a curated record